Messenger RNA from Monoraphidium neglectum, 2052 nucleotides. RefSeq lists its product as hypothetical. The record is from RefSeq and is a predicted model, not a curated record. The transcript has a single exon. The annotation marks the transcript as partial. NCBI's taxonomy places the organism in Eukaryota, Viridiplantae, Chlorophyta, Chlorophyceae, Sphaeropleales, Selenastraceae.
AUGAGCGAACUGGUGCAUCCCCCGUCGCCGACGCUGGGCGGUGACAGCGGGGACGAUGACAACAGCAACUGCAUCGCGCCGCAGUCGCCAGGCGCGCGCUUGGCGCAGGCGGGGCACGGCCUAGGCGGCCUCACGCUGCCCUCCAGUGGCAGGCAGCAGCCCUUGAAGCCGAGGGCUGCGGGGUUUGGCGCCCCGCCUCACAAUGCGCCCGACGCGAUCGGGCGCAGGAUCCGUCUGAAACGCGCGCGCGCCGUCGCCGAUGCCGCCGCCGCCCUGGCCGCAUCCUUCCCACCAACGCCCGCCGCGGCACCUGCUGAAGCACCAGCUACAGAAGAGUCGCGUCCACCGCGUGCGGCCAAAGCACCCAAGCGGCCACGGAAGGACGGCGGCGGCGCCGGCCGCGGCUGCGGGCACGCGGGCGGGCGCCGCUACAGCGCUCAGCAGAAGCGGCAGGUUCAGGCAGGCGACGCGGGCCCAUCGCAGGACACAGAGGCUGCGGCUGAGCCGGAGGCGAGCGGCGCUGUCCAAAGACAGGCUGCGCUGACGCCGGGUGCGGCGGUGGCGGCGGCGGCGCAGGCAGGGGAUGCGGACGCGGCGCCCCAACCUGAUGACUUUGGAGCCCAGCCGUGCAGCCGGAGGGUCAGCACAGACGCCCCUUUCUCGGCCAAGCUGCCGGCGGCGCAGGCGCACCCGGCCCCUGUGCCGACUGCGGCCGCGGCGGGCGGUCCCCAGGCUGACACUCCAGCUGACGACGCCGGCUUUGCCGCCGCGUGGGAGGCGGCGUUUGCGCCCUCGGCUGCGGCCGCACCGUCGGCCGCGCCGGACGCGCUGCAAAUGAGCUCAGUCGAGGCGGCGGCUGCCGCCGCCGCGGACGCGGCAGCUGCCGCUGUUGCAGCCGCAGCUGCCGUCGCCGCAGACGCGGCGGCGGCGAGGGCAGGACCCUUGUACCCCGCCGCUCCCAGCAAGCAGGAGGCGGCGACGCUCGCGUUUGGGGUGCCGAUGGUACCCAUGCUGCCCACUGGGGCCUAUGAGCUGCUCUCCGCCACCAGUGCCGCGGCCACGCUGCCGGCCGUCCCCAAGCCUGCGGCGCCUGCGCCGUCGGCCUGCGCCAAUCCCGGCCGGCUGAUCCCCAGCUUCGCCACGGUCCAGGCCCGGCUGUGCGCGCCGCUGGGAGAGCCCGGCACGGCACACUCCACGGCCCUCUCCGCGUCUCCUCAAGAGCCGCAGGCGCACCAGGCCCGCAUGCCGCAGGCCCGGCCCCCGCUUCUGGUUCCCAGGCCGCCGUCGGCGCAGCCGCCGCAGCAGCAGCAGCCGCCGCAACAGCAGCAGCCGGCCGGGACGCUCGCCGCGCCUGGGGCGCAGCAGGGGAUGGCUGUUCAGAUUCCCACCCGACGCCUGAGCCAAAGAUCUUUCUUCUUUGAAGAUAUUGCCACAAAGUCGAUCGCCACCCUGACCGCCGCCACCGACGCGGCGCGCGCCGCCGCGCCCCCCGCCAGCGCCGGCGCCGGUGGCCGCAGCGCCGGGGCGGCGGGAGGCGCGGCGGCGUCAUGCAACGGCGACGGCGCUGCCGCCGGCGCUGCGGCCGGGCAGGAAGCUGCGGAGCAGCAGGCGCAGGGGAGGAUGUCGGUUGGGUCGCUUCCCAGCUGGCCAGCGCCGCAGACGCAGGCACAUGCACAGGGCCGGGCGCAGGCGCAUGCCGCGGGCCCGGCGGAAGCGGGGCCGGCCGCGCAGCCGAGCACGACUCAGAGGAUGGCAUCUGCCCCCAGCCUGCCACAUCAGAUCCCGGGCAGCAGGCAGCCCUCCGGCACCCCGCCAGCGCCCGCGCGCCCUGGCCGCGGCCCGACGUCGAGCGCCACCGGCGCCAGCGCCGGCGCGGCUGCCGACACGCCGGGCGCCGAGGGCCCGGGGCGCCGGGCCUCGCUGGCCGGAGCCGGCGCCACGGCGCGGCCGCCGAAGUCGGACCGCCAGACCGGCUGGGAGGCGAUCAGCCGCGUGACGCAACUGCUGCAGCAGCCGUCCCUCGGCCGGGACGCCGCGGCCGGCCUCGCCGCC